GACGCGCCGUGCGUGUGGCCGGGCGGGCGGUCGCCCGGGCGGGAGGAUGCUGCGCGGGACCCCCGGCCGCCCUCUGCGGGAGGGGGAGGCUCUCGGCACCCUGAAAUCCCGGCGUGCCGGGGCAUCGUGUCUCUGUGCAGCGGUGUCAGGGGACGAGCAUGGCUGUUCUCUGCCUCUCAGGGAGAAAGGAAGAGUUUUGCUGUUAUGAGCCAAGAGAUAAAGCAGCAGAGCAGUGUAAGCACAGUCCUCUGGAGCGGAUAGUGCCCUGAGAGAGCCCCGCUGAGGAGGAAAACCCCCGUCUCUCUGCUGAGACUCAGUCUUCAGCAUGCAGCGUCUCCACUCCUUUCCCUUCCCCACGCCCUGGUAUCUUGGGAUGGGCUACAUGGGAGAUUCUCUGAUGGAUUACAAUCUCAGCAAACUCUAACUCCAGAGGAAGAAUGACAGCUAAGAGACUUAAACCAGACUUUUCACUUUCCUGGAGAGGAACUGGCUCGCAGUAUUUGGAGUUUUUUUAAUCCUCUACCUCCCUCUGCUGUUAUCACAGCGAAGUUCCUCAACAAUGGGAAGUCAUGUACUUGCAGCUUCCAUUUCCAUGCUCUCGCUCCUGGCAAUGAUCGGAGACGUGGACAGCAAACCAGACAGUUCCUUCAUGAUCGACAACGAUCCCAGCCGCUGCAUGAGGCAUCACUAUGUGGACUCCAUCAGCCACCCCCUGUACAAGUGCAGCUCAAAGAUGGUGCUGCUGGCUCGCUGUGAAGGACGUUGCAGCCAGACGUCGCGCUCGGAGCCAAUGGUGUCCUUCAGCACUGUCCUAAAGCAGCCUUUCCGCUCCACCUGCCACUGCUGCCGGCCCCAGACCUCUAAGCUGAAGGCCAUGAGGCUGCGCUGCUCAGGUGGCAUGCGGCUCACCGCCACAUACCGCUACAUCCUCUCCUGCCACUGCGAGGAGUGCAACUCCUAGGGACACGCCUGCUGCAGUGCUGCAGGACCAGGAUGCUGCUGCUGGGGAGGGCUCCCAAGAAGCGACCGGAGAUGAGGCUGACAAUCCCAGGACACAACUAACUGGGAUGGAUGGAGCUGAGAGAUAAUGAGGAAUAUCUCCUGGGGCCUGAAUGGUUCUGGUACCAAUGUGCAAUCUGUGGUAACAGCAAAAGCACGUGGACUUGUUUUUAAGCAACCUUUCUUUUUUGCUGAAAGGAUAUUUUUUGCCAGUUUCUCCUUUUUCAGGCCCAGCUCUGAUGACAGAGGUGAUUUACUUUAGGCCCAGAGCAGCGACGGCUCAACAAAGAAGGCUGGAGGGGCAGCAGCAAUGUGCACUGGAAGCCAGCUUUCAGACGGAUGAUGGGCUUUGGUUCCCACAUGCAACAUCUUUGCCUGCCUGUAUUCUCAGACUCCUAGCUAUAUCAGCCUUCACAAAAACUGUGUCAUUGGCAAGGGCUACCCGUUGCUGAUCUAUCAGCCAAGUGCUGGAUAACUUUAACUGUGGUUUAGCAGAAAUUACAAAUAAAUCACUGAAAAGUGAACCUAAUACAAAAUGUACCUCUGGGAUUACCCAGCGCCAGCUAAAAUGAUUAUUUGGAGUAUACAGCAUCACAGUUCAGUGGUUGAGGGACUCUUAAGAAGUGUAAGGUCAUGAGGCAUUAUUCCCCUCUAAAAGCCUGUAAAUGUGACACGUACAUCUGUCACAAAAGCCAUUAUUUAAACACUAAAAACUAAACAAAAAAUAAAAUAAUGUGUACUAAA
Messenger RNA from Gallus gallus (chicken), 1743 nucleotides. It is a transcript of the gene NDP, whose product is annotated as NDP, norrin cystine knot growth factor. Gene Ontology annotation, biological process: Wnt signaling pathway. The transcript is spliced from 4 exons. Bases 560 to 961 code for a protein of 133 amino acids. The record is from RefSeq and is a predicted model, not a curated record. NCBI's taxonomy places the organism in Eukaryota, Metazoa, Chordata, Aves, Galliformes, Phasianidae.